Lingula anatina is the source of this 5352-nucleotide messenger RNA. RefSeq lists its product as uncharacterized. The record is from RefSeq and is a predicted model, not a curated record. Gene Ontology annotation, biological process: chitin biosynthetic process. Gene Ontology annotation, molecular function: protein binding; chitin synthase activity. Gene Ontology annotation, cellular component: cell septum; cell periphery. Lineage: Eukaryota; Metazoa; Brachiopoda; Lingulata; Lingulida; Lingulidae.
AUGCCCAGAAACCAGAAUCAUGUUUUUGGAGGGAAACAGGAGUGGAAGAAUGGAGGGGUGAUUUGCGAUAAGCAGCUACCACAAACAGCUAACCCUCCAGUCUCUCUCCAUCUUGCACUGAAACAGGGACAGCCACAGGACUAUGGCUUGUGUAUACACUGCUAUGAAAAAGAUGGUCACGAACACAAGAUGGACAAGUUGGGCUUGGAUCUGGAUGACAGUCCAGGUGAUUCAGGAAAGCAGCAGAAUCCCCAGGAGUCACUGGUGCAUGCUUGUCAGUGCAAAGAUGCAAACUGUCGCCUCCCUAGCUGGCAGAAAAUGAAGCGUGUGGUGGCACACACAAAAGGCUGCAAAAGAAAGACUGAUGGGGGCUGUCCUAUUUGUAAACAGCUUAGUGCACUCUGUUGUUGUCAUGCCCAUCAUUGCGAGGAAACAAAGUGCCCUGUGCCAUUCUGUUUGGAUAUCAAACAAAAACUAAAAGUACAAAAACUUCAGCAAAGACUACAACAAGCUCAGAUGAUGAGAAGAAGAAAGGCCUUAAUGAACAUUGCACUAUCCACAAUGCAGCAGUCCAUAAGUCAGACUCCAAGUAUUCAGCCCGCCCCAGCCCCUAUACCUCAAACCACUUACAAUGGAUCAGGGGAAGACCAUAUCAAAUACAUAAUACUACAACAACAACGACUUCAUCAAAGACAGCAACAAGCUCAGAUGAUGACAUCCACAAAGCAGCCCGUAAGUCAGACUCAAAGUAUUCAUCCCGCCCGAGUCCUUAUACCUCAAACCACUUACAAUGGAUCAGGGGGAGGCAAACCAAGUGGCCCUCCCCCUCAACAGCCACAGCCAGGACAGCAGCAACAGCAGCAGCAGGGAUUGCCUUCAAUAAAUCGCUGGUCGAUGUACAAUGUGAAUCCAGGGGCGCGACAGCCACAACCAGGCCCCAUGCAGCAGGGAGCUCAAGGAGGAAUGAUGCAUCCUCAAAACCCCAACAUGCAGGGGCAAGCAGGGCUCACACAAAACCCACAGAGAUCUGCUUUGCAGAAACUUUUAGAGACGGUGAAGUUGCCGACGUCGCCGCAACAGCAGCAGCAGGUGCUGGCCAUACUGAAAUCAAACCCUCAACUUAAGGCUGCUGUCUUAAUGCAGCUUGCCCAGUGGCAGCAACAACAACAACAGCAGCAGCAGCAGCAACAGCAGCAGCAAAUGCAAAUGAUGUUUGGAGGUCAGUGCCUGCAGCAACAACAACAACAGCAUAUUCCAUCUGCUUUUAUCAAGCAAAGUACUAAAGAUCAGAAACUACCAGGGGUCUCUGCGGCCUGCAGUCAUCCAGAGCAUAGUCCACCCCUCAGUACUUCCCAAGAAAAAGCCCAUGCUUUUGGAGUUCCUGUACAUAUUCUGACCAGUCUUUCUCUGUCCAUGUCAUUGCUGUUGCUGUUCAGCACAUGGUGUUUGCCCCAUAACUGCCAAACGGUUAAGAAUAAGAAACGCUGGAGUCAAGUGAUGUACAUGUCCUAUGUGUUGGAUUUCCUAAUGAAAGCUCAUUCAGAUGCCACUGACCAAGACACGUUCAUUCUUACCACCGAUGCUGAUGUUAAGUUUUCUCCGGAGUCUGUGGAAUCCCUUAUGGACAACAUGAUACGCGACAACACAGUGGGUGCUGUGUGCGCACGCACUCACCCCAUGGGCUCUGGACCCGUUGUAUGGUACCAAAUAUUUGACUACGCCAUAGGGCACUGGUUUCAGAAAGCCGCCAAUGACGUCCUCGGGUCAGUGCUGUGCUGCCCAGGCUGCUUCAGUGUGUACAGAGUGGCUGCACUGCGAGACGUCUUACCUCUCUACGCCUCUAAAGUGACCAAGGCCGAAGAGUUCUUGACCAAAGACAUGGGAGAGGACAGGUGGUUGUGUACUCUCAUGGUGCAAGCUGGCUGGCGUCUAGAAUACUCUGCCGCUGCUCACGAUGAAACGUUCUGUCCUGAAGAAUUUGACGAGUUUUUCAAGCAGAGAAGACGCUGGAUUCCCUCAACUCUGGCCAAUCAGUUCCUCAUUAUGAAGGAGUGGGUUUAUAUCAGCAAGUUCAACAAUCACAUCCGCAUGUUCUUUGCUCUCUACCAGGCUUUUCUGAUCGUUUCAACUCUGCUAGGACCAGGGACAGUUAUAAUGAUCAUAGCAGGCGGGCUGAACUACUCUUUAUGUGUCUCAACAACUGCAAUGACAAUCCUACUGUUGAUUAUCACUGUGGGUUACGCCGCAAUCUGCCUUACCACUUCACAAGAUACACAACUAAUGGUUGCCAAAGUGAUGACAUUUGUGUUUGCACUGGUAAUGGCCGCAGUCACCGUGGGGACAGCGGUGCAGAUAGGAGAGGACAUUGGACGCUCUUUCAACUUGACUGGCAAUACCUCUGACUACAAACAUUGUGAUGAACCCUUACCACCACUGGAGCAUGGUGGGUUGCCUUUGUCUACAACAUCAUUGUACUUCAUGGGUAUAGUUGGGAUCUUCCUAGUGGCAGGAUUAAUGCACCUCACCGAGUCCUAUGCUCUGCUACAUGGCGUAUGGUAUCUUCUGUGUCUACCAUCCGGGUAUCUCCUUCUGAUGAUCUACAGUAUUUGUAAUAUUACAGACAGGUCAUGGGGUACUCGAGAGGAAAAAAAGGAGAGCACCAAGGUUAUAAGGAGCCACAAGACGUGGAAGGACAGGGCAAUACAGAUCUAUAAGGGUUUCCUAUGUUGUUGCUUCUAUCCACAACGGGACAUUGUUACAAGAAAAGAGAUGGUGGACGCGGAAGUUCAGACGACUGCUAACUUGCAGCAGCAAAUGUCACAAGAAGCGUUUUCUAGUUUGACAUCCAUUGACGAAACGAGGUCAUCCACAUACAUGUUCACGUCGUAUACGGAGCAGGGAAAUGGAGGGCAAGGAAGAACGGAGGAAGAGGAGUUAUACAGACAGAGUCUCAGAAAUGUAGAGGGCAGUUUUCGUCACCCUGGUGAAUCGCGCCAUGGUACGACACAGGACGACGAUGAAGCCAUACCGGUAGAAAAGUGGCUAGAUAAGGAAUUAAGAAAGUACAGCGAGAAGUUUAUUGAACAAGGCUUUGAGAAUACCAAUUUUAUUGCUGGUAUGACAGAGAAAGAGUUGGAGGCGUGUGGCGUCACGGUGAAGGCUCAUCGCAAGGCAAUUCUGGAGCAAAUUAGGCAGCUGCCAGAUUAUGAAAUAGAAGCUUCCAUACCGAAAGACUCGUUAGACUGGUUGACUACUCUCGGACUGACCCAGUAUCACAAAUACUUCAAAAGAAACAGAAUUAUACACCGCAAAGAUUUUGAAAUUUUAAAGGGAAUGUCACAGGAAGAAAUUAAAAAGGACUUGCAUGUGCAGAAGCCAGGUCACUUGAAAUUCCUCCUUAAAGCUAUCAAAAAACUAAGGUGGCCGACUGAAGAGGAGUUGCGUAUUCAAGAUGCUCGCUUGCAGUUUGAUAACAUCAACUUAUUCGACAUGCGCGCUAUCAACAAAGCGGAACACGAUUUUUGGUGCAGUCUCAGGAAAAGAUGUCUCUUACCCGAGUCCAAGAUUUUUGGGACAGAGGAUGAAUUAAAAGCCAAACUCGUUGAUCUGAGGAACGGGUACCUCAUGAUAUUUGCUGUAGUCAAUAGUUUGUGGCUGAUCUUCAUCAUGCUGCUGACCAAUCAAAAGGUUUUGUUUUUACUCGGAUCAAAUCCUUUAGGCUUAGCCUUUCUGUUCGUUUUCGGCUUCGUUCUGAUUAUUCAGUUCCUGGCAAUGAUUGUACACCGGUUUGCUGCGUGGAUGCACAUGAUUGCGCGUGCCCCGUACAAGUUCGGGCAGCCCUAUCACACAAACUGGGCGUUCAAUCCCCAAGAGGAGGAUUUCAUCGACCGUCGAAUCGCACAGGAGGGCCAAGAACGGGCUCGGCGAAGGACCGAAGACAAUAUAGAAGUACGCGGCAAGAAAAAGCAGGUACGAAUGCUACCUGUCUCUGAGGUGGAAACUAGCUUCAAAGCUGGCGACAAUCCAGACAUCAAUACGCCAUUGUUGAGGGAAUCACGGAAAAGCACUUCUUACGUGACAUAAAGGCCUUUCUUUAGCUUCCAAAUCCUGACCACUCGAAAUAUUUUACCAAUAUACACCAUGACUACAUGGAAUUGAAUAUUGUCGUGUAUGUGAUUUCAGGCCAUGGCACAGAGUAUUUAUAUACUGUAUAGCGGGUCACCAUCUUUUAUACAUGUUUCACAAUUUUACAAUUGAUAAAGCGAAGUCAUACACUGCAACUGUAAUAUUUUUCUUAUCUUUAUUUACUCUGAAAUUUUUUUUAUGUCAUUUAUUUCUUUUAUUGUCAUUGAAUAUAUUAUUAUAAUUGUACAUAAACUACAUUCUUUCCUUUAUCAUUUUUCUACAUAGUGAUCCUAAUCACUCUAAUUCUAAUUUUUAAAGGUAAUAAUAGUAUGCUUUUGUUCUCACCAAUUUACUUGAAUAACGCCAUUUUUAUAAGAUGUGCCAAUUGCAAUUGAUAUAUUUUGCUUAUAUUUUUGCUGAAAUGACAGUUUAAUAUGCUAGAUUAUUAAUAUUGAACAAGAAGAAGAUGAACUUAGAGUUAAACUGUUGGAAUUUUCUGCAAUAAAACACUAAAUCUUACGUAAUUUCACUGCCAUUUAAAAAGAAAUGUAUUUUAUACUUUUGGGUGAUGACGAUGUCAGGUCAGCUGUGGGAUUGAAUAAAAUGGUUACGUAACUGUGUGAUCACCCAUUGUGGUUAGCGGAGGUGGGGAGGGGGAGUCACAACCUGAAAUUAAGGUUCCCUUUUUAAUAUUUAUUUUUAAUAUUGUUAUUGUAAUUCUAAAUUAUUGAGUACACUGAAGCCGUAACUAGUUAGUGAAUCGUAUUGUGUUAAUAAUGUUAUGAACUCUUUUUCAAAUGCUGGCAUUAAUAUUAUGUUAUUUCGAUCUUAUUUCCAAAUUGCAUAGAGUGAUAGAAGCGGUUAAACCUGUGCGUAUAAUUCCAUGUUCAGAAAUAAAUUUCAUGUUAUCUUACACAAGUUUUCAUGAAAACCUUUACUGUUAUCAAAACAGAUCAGACUGUCAACUUCACUGAUACCUACUUUACAAAGGUAUUUUAGUAGGAAAUGGGACUUUUUAAAGUAUGUUUCAGUCAUAUCAACAGAAAUGGAAAUUAUUUGGUAUUUCAUCUAACAGUCAAAUAUGUUUAUUCUGCAAUCCAAGGCAACGACCCAAAAUACUAUUUCACCAUCUUUAACCGCUAGUGGUAAUGUACGAAAUACAUAGGCCUACAUGUAUAUGUACACCGACAAUGUGUGGACGUUAUAUCAUAUUAAUAAAUAUUAACA